Messenger RNA from Cyprinodon tularosa, 4427 nucleotides. RefSeq names its product GATA zinc finger domain containing 2Ab (gene gatad2ab). Gene Ontology annotation, molecular function: zinc ion binding; sequence-specific DNA binding. Lineage: Eukaryota; Metazoa; Chordata; Actinopteri; Cyprinodontiformes; Cyprinodontidae. Gene Ontology annotation, biological process: negative regulation of transcription by RNA polymerase II. The coding region runs from base 170 to 2086 and encodes 638 amino acids. The transcript is spliced from 11 exons. The record is from RefSeq and is a predicted model, not a curated record. Gene Ontology annotation, cellular component: NuRD complex.
CCUGUGGUGGCUCAUUACAUUAUCUGGCAACCGGAGUGGCAGCGGACAGAAGAGAGGGGAUCCCCGGGAUUUUUUUACGCCAAAGCCUGCUAAAAUACUGACGCCAAAUAAGUGAAAACCGCGGGGGAACUCGACCCGGCUCCUCCUUUAUACUCCGGUGAGAGCAGCCAUGUCAGAAGAGGCGGUGCGUCAAACGCGCAGCCAGAAGCGGGCUCUGGAGAGGGACCAUGCAGCUCUUGGUGGUUCCCUGGGGGACGUUGAUGGCAAGCGGGUAAAACUGGAGCGAGGUGAUGCAGCUGGGGCCCCGCUGGCCCAUGUGGGACCUGUAGCUGAAGGCAUGAAGCUGAAGAGUGAACAGGCUGCUAAGGUAGCAGCAAGCAUCCUUAAGACCGGGGAGGUGAAGGCUACCAUCAAGUUGGAGGUGCAGACUGGAGACGAACCUGUGGACAUGAGCACAUCCAAAAGUGAGAUUAAAAAAGAACGACAGCCACCUUCGCCAGAUGACGUGAUUGUGUUAUCAGAUAAUGAGCCAUCUAGUCCAGUCAUGAACGGCCACUGCUUCACAAAGACGGACACCGACAAACUUAUGAAAAGCUCACCUGAGGAGAGGGAGCGCAUCAUAAAACAGCUGAAGGAGGAACUGAGGCUUCAAGAAGCCAAACUGGUCCUCCUCAAGAAACUACGACAGAGCCAGAUCCAGAAAGAAAGUACAGUGCAGAAGGCGAGCGGCUCUGUGGCCACUCCUCCUCCUCUGGUGAGAGGCAGCAUGACCUCCAGUAAAGGACCCCUUCAGGUGACAAGUCGUAGCUCAGGCACAGUGAUCCCCCCUCCGUUAGUGCGAGGUGGACAGCAUGUCCCGUCCAAACACAGCUCUCAGAUCGUCAUGCCACCGCUUGUCAGAGGAGCUCAGCCUAUUGCAGUGACCCCCCAGCAGAUAGCCAGCCUGCGGCAGCAUCAGCAGCACAGCGGUUCAGGCCCUCCCCCACUUUUACUGGCUCCUAGGGCUUCUGUCCCCAACGUCCAGAUCCAGGGCCAGAGGAUCAUCCAGCAGGGACUCAUUCGAGUGGCUAAUGUGGCCAACAGUGUCAUGGGCUCCACUGGCCUUAAAGGCUCUUCAGUAUCGCCCAGCUCCAGCGUCAAUGAUUCUCCAGCUAGCAGGCAGGCGGCUGCUAAACUAGCACUAAGGAAGCAGUUAGAGAAGACGCUGCUAGAGAUUCCUCCACCCAAACCUCCCGCUCCGGAGUUCAACUUCCUACCAUCUGCAGCAAAUAAUGAGUUUAUCUACCUGUUGGGGUUGGAGGAAGUGGUCCAAAAGCUGCUGGAGAUGCAUGGCAGAGGUAAUCUUGGUCCUGCUGCUGCCAUGGCCGCCUCCCUUCCCAAAGAGCCAUACACCUGUGCCCAAUGCAAGACGGAUUUCACCUCUCGCUGGAGGAAGGAGAAGGCUGGCACCGUCCUGUGUGACCAGUGCAUGUCGUCCAAUCAGAAGAAGGCCCUAAAGGCUGAGCACACCAAUCGUCUGAAGGCGGCCUUUGUGAAGGCACUCCAGCAAGAGCAGGAAAUAGAGCAGCGUAUCCUCCAGCAGUCCGCCUCCUCAUCUUCCUCCAGCUCCAAAAGCACCUCAUCCUCCUCUCCCUCGCUGUCUAAGGGCGAGGUGCUGGUUUCCCCUCAGUACAAGCAGAUCAGGACUGACCUGCAGCACAGAUCCAUGUCUGGACACCACUCCAUGAAGCAGAGUCAUUUGCAGCACAGCAUCCAGUCUGCAGUGAGCUCUCGUGGCGUGGCCCACUCCUUUACCUCCUCCCAGCUGCAGAACGCAGUGACAGCCGCACUGGGUGGCAGAGCAGGGAAACAUGCUGCAUCUCUCUCCCUGCAGCAGGGAGCAAAGGUCAGCGCUGGCAGCAGCAGUAACCAGGGCAGCAUGGGGGCCUGGAGGAAGCAGAGCAGUGGGAAUACAGGAGUGACGAUGGCGUACGUCAACCCUAGCUUGUCUGCUCAUAAGACCUCCUCUGCUGUGGAACGUCAGCGGGAAUAUUUGCUGGACAUGAUUCCUUCCCGUUCCAUCUCCCAGGCAAACACAUGGAAAUAAUGCAACCCUCCCCCUGCUACUGAUGCCACAGCUUCUAGCCCUCCUAAAAUCAAUAACAGCCAUGCUCCUUAUCAUUCUAUUGUUUUCUAUAGACUCAGAUGGCCAGGAUAAGAACUCUUGUCUUGUUGGUUAGAGGUGUAUUUAAACAUUUUCUACACCACCGUAUGCUACCUUGUUCCUGUUCCCAAUCAUUUCCUCCAUGGAGCUGUACUGCAACAGCUUCAGGGAUGUGAGGAACACGUCCCAAAUUUUUUGGAUACCUUUUGCAAGACUUAGGACUGACUGAGGUCAAAGUUUGCUUCCGUUUGUCGCUCAAAUCAGGAGAAAGGUGGUGCAGAAAUCAAGACUGUUCCUGCUUACGGUGCAUGCAGGGAUUAACAAUGAUCACCAUUAUUCUCGCACCCUGCCCUCUACAGCCGAAGGCUCUCAGACUCAGGCCUGUGUGCUGGCCCAAGCGGACCUCGUCACAGGGAUUGUUGAGCUCCGAGGACCAUCCGUAAAAUAUGAACUGCUUUAGCUUUGCAAGAAUAAAUAAGAUGCAUAAAAAAAAAGAUCUAUCUGCACACAGACGGCCUCUUCUCACCAACCUUCAGUGUGUACAUUGAGCUGAUUUGUAGGGCUGAAUGUUGAGAUUUCUUCUUCUCUGUAAGUCCUACGCUGUGUUUGGAUUAUUGUGCUCCGCGACACUUCGGAAGUGGCCUCUUGUCGAGGUCGGAAUAUAAAAAGGCUAAUGUUACUGUUGAGGUGGUUUUACAUCUGCUGGUUUCCAUUAUUGUGGCCUAGUUUAAAUUUUUUUUUUUUUUGUCUAAAAUAAUGCAAAAGAAAAUGAAUAAGGGUUUUGAAGACACUUGUUUAAAAAAAAAAAGGUGAAAAAAGAAAAAGGAGCAUUUAUUUGGAGGACUAUUCUUAUUGAAUAUUGUAAAAUAAACCUUCCAAAGAACUGGUGGAGCCCAAAUGGAGUCCCUUCUGCUAGAAGGUUUCUGGUUUAUUUGAACCCGCUCCAGAUAUAAACAUGAAUCCAUGCUAAACUGAGUGGGCGUCAGGAAUGUCAGUCUUGACAUUUUUUUGCUUGUUAGUCAUAGGUUGUGGUGCAUUUUUGUUGGUUUUUUUCCCCUUCUAUAGACAAACGCUGAAUUUAUUUAUAGGGUUAGUAAAGACAUAUGCAUAAGCCCUACGUUUGAACGGUUAUUGGUUGAAAUGUUUUUUCCUUUGUGUCAGGCGACUCCUACGCAACCUUUAAUUGGUUUGAGCAAAGCUACACUGCUUUCACUAUGUAGUCAGGCAAAAAAAAAAACGCCCUUCUGCAACACAUGACAAACUUCUUAGUCUUUAAGGUGUGUAUGAUUUCUGUAAUGUCGAUUAACAGGAGCUAUAGUGUGUUUGAAUCGGAACGCAGCAGCGCAGGCAGAGCUACAGAAGUAAAGUCUGCUGGCAUCAGGGUUCGGUUCAUUUUCAGUCAUUGACACAACAGCCUGCUUUUCUUUCAUCAACCACUAGGGUGGUCCAAUUAGUCACUUUCCACUACAUGUCUAAUCAAGUCUUAUUGGGAAGUUUUUAUCAGGAACAAAAAUGAAGAUGCCGACUCAGCUUUUCCUCCCACUUCUCAUCAAUUUUUCUCCAGUCUUAACUGCUGAUUCAGAUUUUAACUUCUUGUCUUAUUAAAGUAUUAUAUCAUGUAAACAAAAAAAGGUUGCAUUGAUUUCUGGUCAAUCAGUUAAAUUCAGUUGAGUUAAAAGAUACAAAUCAAUGUAAUUUACUUCCAGGUUUGUCCUUUUUUAUUAAUUACUUGGGCUUUUUUAAUUCCUAAGUCCUUUUUAUUUAAAGGUCUCGCAGCCUAAUGUCCUUAUGUGGGAUAUGGUGUUUCCACUAUGUAAGCUAACGGCUGCAUUGCUUUUAUGAUAAGGACUAGUUGCUAGUUUUAAAAAAUUAAAUGUACCUGUUACCAUAUGCAAAUGCAUGGUGGUGAAACAAAUGUACAAUUAUUAAAAGUAGAUUGCCUGUGAAGCUCCUGUUUUUGCAUUUGAAUUAGAGUGGAAAUCUUCCAGGCUGUCUGUACAUUCCUGACAAGCUAAAAUAAAUAUCAGCCCACAUCUUGUGGGAGCAAGAAUUGAGCGACCUGGAAUGAGCCCAUUCCUCUUUGAUACCCCACUGAGUGCAGCCCCCUUUGCUGUCCUGACUGCUGCCUGCUGCUGCUGCUGGUGGGCAAUAUUUUCACCAUUCCUUCGUUUGUUCGGGGUAACAGAGCUGCAGUGACGCGCGAAUGGACAACAAUGUAUAAGAAUUUAUUUGUUUUGGUUUCUUUUUCUGCUCUGGCAAUUAAUAAAACUAAUUUUAACCCCUG